GAGCUCGGCCCUACUGCUUGCAGGGGUCCUCCCACUUCAAGCUCCUUCCUGCAGCGAUACCAUACUGGCCCUGCAUCCGGGAGUGGCACGGUCUGUCCUUGUCUUGGAGGAUUUGGACAUGGAGAAUAUCGUUGCCGCUUGAGGUAGUCCUGCGACGAGUUUCUAACCCGCAUUUCACAUGCAGAUCGUGUUUAUAGUCUACAAAUGCCGAGGGAAAUAAUUAAAAAGUACGACAAUUUACCUCCGCGUAAACAUAGCGUGUAAACAUAGCGUAUUUCACUUGUGCAAGCGGUUAAAUGUCUGCUACAGUUCAUGGUCGAAACUAAGGUCGAGAGGGAUACUUCCUUGCUUUGUAUCUGUAUGUAGGCUAGAGUAGGCUACGCUAUUUAUUUAUUUAUUUAUUUAUUAUUAAUGAUAGAUUGUCCGUAGAAUUGCAAGAUUGGUGAGUUUAUCUCCAUCAAAUCUAAUCAGAUAAGAAUCAGAGAUCAUGAACGACUUCUUCGUCACUUGUUUAUAGCAACAACCAAGGCAACACAUCGUUUUAUCGCAGUUAUUUCUGACCAUUCCCUCCAGUCCAUUACCUUUCCAUUCAGGCAUACUUUCUUUCAUUCGUUUGCGUUGCGCAUACGAAUAGAAGACUAUGCAGCUCUACUCUAAACUAAUAUUUGAGAUCAUUAAAGUGCCUUAUCAGUCAUUAGAUUUGUAAGAAAGGUCACAGUGUUCUCAUCAUGAUGUGAGAACACAGUGUGCAGCUAUUUAGGGCUUCACCGUACGCCACGUUCAAACGGUUGAUCAUUGUUUUGGCAGUAGGCUACAUUUAUAUAGGCUUUAGGCCAGGUUGGUUGCUUUCUACUGAAGAAUGCAAAGUGUUUGUUUCUUAUUGUAAAAUAACGCAAACAACUCUGUGUUCCAUCAACAAACAAUGCAUUCUUGUUUGACCGGUACUCUCUGGAUUCUGCUUGCUUUCAUGAUGUUCUGCAGCCACCUCCUGUCUCAAAUCUCCGUCACAAUGCUGAGAAGGGGGGUUAUCACCCAGAGCGUCUGUAAGAAUGUCACCCUCUACCUCAACCAAGCUGGGCUGUCGCCUGCCUCUAGCGCGCAGACCCCUGCGGACCCUCUACCCACCAAGCCCCUGUUAUUGAUGCUCCCAUGGCUGGGCUCUCGACCUCAUGCUGUUGCCAAGUACUGCGAAACAUACUUCUGCCUGGGCUUUGACGUGCUGAUGGUGCAGAGCAAUGUGACAGAUUUCCUCUGGCCACGGUGGGGAUUGGAAAACACUGAGAGGCUAUUGGAUCUGCUGCAUACUGAUCGCUUUGUGUCGCGCCCACUACUGGUGCACGCCUUCUCCAUUGGCUGUUACACUUUCUCUCAGAUGCUGGUGCACGUUUCCCAAAAUCCAGAGAAAUACGAGGCCUUCCCUGGCAGGAUUAAAGGUCAUGUUUACGACAGCGCUGUAGUGGGAUCAGUGGAGAAGAUGGCUAAAGGUUUAGGCAUAACCGUGUUCCCCCGCUGCGAGAAGUUGGUGACCAAAGCAAGCCUUUUAUACUUCAGCGCCUUCAAGCGCCAAACGGUGGAUCACUUCAACAGGGGCAUCGAGGUGUUCAAGAGCACGCCGGUGCGGGCUCCCGUCCUGUUCUUCUUCUGUGAAAACGACCCGCUGAGCGACCACUUGGCCGUGGAAGAAAUACUGGAUUUGUGGCGCAAGCGUGGCAUGGACGUGACGGGCAAGAGCUGGGAGGAUUCCACCCACGCAGGCCACCUCAGGAGGCAUCCUCAGGAAUACCAGCUGGUUCUCGACAACUUCCUGUACUCUCUCAAGCUCAGCGCCCUGCAGUCCAGGAUGUAGCUCCGUGUGGACGUUUUGGAGCUCCGACAGCAACAGGGUUGUCUGUAUUUUUUUGCCCCAAUAAAUAUCAACUAUCUUUCAUGGCAUGUUCUUGAAAGAAGAAUAUGCAUUUGCAAAAGUCUGUUAAGAGGUUACUUAAAUAAAUGUAGUGGUGACUAACAGCCACGAAGUGUGAUCAUGUCCAUUUUCUAGAGGGGUUUCCUGUGUCUACUUUUUUAGAGGAACAUCCCUUUUGUAUGCAAAAGCUUGCUGUGGCUCUCCGGUCUGGCAAAUAGGAUUCUUUUUGGUUGGGCAUUCAUGUGAUGGCCUUAGCCAAAAGUAUUUUUAAUAGGAACUGUUGUAAAUGUACUGUUUCUUAAUGCUACUUGUUUACUUUCUUUGUUUUCAAGGCCUAUGUGUUUUGUUUUUGAAUUUUUUUAGUUUAUAACCCUUGAAAACUAAACAAGCGGUUCCAGCCCUUUUCAUAAAUGGGUUAUUAAUAUAUUUGGUACUAUGUCAAGAAUUUAGCAGAAUGUAAGGCCAUGCUAGGUCCUCCCCUGGCCUGCUAUAGGGAGCCACUGCACUGAACUAUCGGCUAUUGACAUUGUCUCUAAUGUUAUAUGAUCAUUUAAUUGCUUGUCAUUUGCAUACAACCAUAAUCAGCAGCACCCAUCAGGGAACGUUUGAUAUAAAAAAAUACUUGAAUUUAAUAAAAUAUAAUAUAUAUUUAAGAAUAUUGUGAUUGACACGAUUGCUUUUAAGAUGUCCCAUUUGACGGACAGAAAAUACUUGUUGUGCUACCAGACAUUGGUAUUGAAGUAUGUAUUCCAUUUUAACCGUCUUCAUCAUGAUUGACCUGACAUGACUGAGUCAUCCGUUCAAUUACAUUAUUACUUUAAAAAUGCAUUUUUAUGAAACUAAUUCUUGAGCUUGCAAAAUGAGUGAGGUACCAAAGGAUAAAGGAUUAUCUCUGAAUGGUAACUUUGUAGAGAGAGAGAGAGAGAGAGAGAGAGAGAGAGAGAGAGAGAGAGAGAGAGAGA
This is a messenger RNA of Gadus macrocephalus (Pacific cod), 2865 nucleotides long. RefSeq lists its product as uncharacterized. Lineage: Eukaryota; Metazoa; Chordata; Actinopteri; Gadiformes; Gadidae. The transcript has 3 exons. Gene Ontology annotation, molecular function: serine hydrolase activity. The record is from RefSeq and is a predicted model, not a curated record. Bases 923 to 1846 code for a protein of 307 amino acids.